Schistosoma haematobium is the source of this 7847-nucleotide messenger RNA. RefSeq lists its product as uncharacterized. Bases 375 to 758 code for a protein of 127 amino acids. Lineage: Eukaryota; Metazoa; Platyhelminthes; Trematoda; Strigeidida; Schistosomatidae. The transcript is spliced from 4 exons. The record is from RefSeq and is a predicted model, not a curated record.
AAUUGAUGGGUGUUUAAAGCAAGUAUGUCAGAUAAAUAAAAACCUGAGGCAAAGUCGCAACCGUAAUAUUAUCAAAAAGGCGUAAAAGUAAUGGAAUAAGAAGGAAUAGGACUAAUUUCGUCUCACGGUUGUCAAUUGGGAAAUGAAUGCAACAACUUGUUUUUACAUUUCAAUGCCAUAGGUACUUUUUACCUGUAGUUAACCACAGUUAUAAAAAUGACUGUUGAUGUGACUUCAAGGUUGCAUGAGCAGUCUGAACUGAUAAUGACUCUAAAAUCAAGAGCUGACUCUGAGAUGGAACGCCGUAAGCAAGCUGAAUGCAAAUUAGUAAAUGAACUGAACAAAAGUAACGAUCUCCAGCAACAGCUUUUGGAAUGCCAACAGAGGCUAGUAACUUUAAUAAUGACAUCAUGUUGACUUUUUACAGAGUUUCCGAUGCUGAAAUCAAUAACCGCGUGUUGCGGUCUACAUUAAAUGAUCUAAGUUAUGAACUUUUUAGCAAAACGCUAAGUAAGAAUACAAACACUGAUUUAACGAGAAGAGAUACAUCUGUUCAAACUGGGGACGAAUUUUGUCAAAGUAAAGUGGUUUCAGUUGAGGCUUCAAAUACAAGAAGUUUUAAACAAUAUUUAUGGAAGUUCAGGUUUGUCGUGAUCAGUAUAUUGUUAAGACAGCUGACAAUGAUAAUUUUGCUUAUCUUAAAGAAGAUAAAGGUUACUUAUUACAUUCAUUCUCAUGUAUUAUCAUCUGCCAGCUAAAAUUCAUUUAAAUUGACUCAGAUUAGAACGCAAUAAUUACAAGGGUAAGGUAUAUUUCAACCAAAAGAUUAGUAAUAAAAAUGGAAUUUUACAUAAAAUUCAACUAAGGAAACAUUUGAUUCGUUUGACGGCCUUAAUUUUUUCCAUUUUGAUAAGUCGGAGUGUUCAAAUUUGAGUUUGAUUUGGGCAUAAAGUCGUCAGGGUUUCUUGAUGAAAUCCAUUUGCAUCAGUCUGAUUAGUUUGUGUUUCUGAUUUAUCUAUCUCGAUAGUUAAUCCUUCGCUACUUUCUUUAUGUCCAAUAAACCGGGUCUGAUUGUCUUCUUUGAGCAUGCCAUCUUUAAACGUAAUAAUCUGUUCUGGAAGCACCUAUUAUAGGAAUCAAUUUCAGUGACUUCGUUUGCAUUGACUGUUUGAUAAAAAGUUUAUUAUAAUCCCAAUCAAUAGUAUUUUAUUGUCUCCAGAUUGACAGCUCAUCUGACAUCACUGUCUUGUGCAGCCAAAUCUAAGAUCUACUUAGUUCAUUGUAAAUGAAACCUUCUAACAAAAUCAUUCAAAAUACACCCGUUACUAUUUCGGAACUUAUCGAUUAGCUAUGUUAUCAGUUCCUUUUCAACGGAUUACAUCCUAAUGGAGUAUUUUACCUAAUUGACAGCAGAACGCUAUGUUUUUUGUCCAGAGAUGAUAGAUUUUGUAUUGGUGGACAUUUCCGUCAACGCUUAUCGGAACCGUUUGUAUUCAUUGACAGAUAGUCAAUGUUUUUAAUCAAGGUACGUUAACAUUUAGUGAGCAAACUAUAAAAAACCUCCACUUUUGUUUUUUUAUUGUGAUCACUGGGUAACAGCAGAAGUUCAUCCGUCAGCAAGAAAAGAUACCAAGUUUGCUUUAGGACAAAAUGGAGUCAGUGUAAUCGGAUAAACACCGUUCUAUUCCCAGCCAAACAAACAAAUAAACCGAACAAUUUUUUGGUACAUAGCAAAACUCUUUGAGAAAGUAUAACUGGAAGAGGAUCACAACUUUUUUAAAGAGGUUUCUAUAAAUCCAUCGUGCUACACAAGUUUGCGUACAUUCUUCAGCGUUAUUGUUGUAGCUCCAGGUCAUAAGUCCCAAAGGGACGAAUUUGCUUGGAAACAAUCCAACCAAUACUGUAGAGCACAAAAGGAUAAUUUUUAGUCAUAUGUUGUGUACAUUCAACCACCUUCUUCCUAGAUGCACGAUGAUGGCUAUAUAGCAGGUUUGGAUAAAGCUAGCAAAAUCCUUUCCAAAACAAAUAAGUCAAUCACUUAACUCUGUUUUUUUUAAUUACUAGAAAAACUGUUACUAUUUCUGUUGCUUCGACUUUUAUCCACAUAAUAUCCUCUUGUCGUUUUUAGAUGGUUUGUCAACUCGAACUGAUGGAUAGUUUUGUCGGUUUCUAUGUUCAUGACUAAAUAGCUUUAGGUCAGUAAAAACUAGCUUUGAACCCCUUAAAUAAACAGAAGACUGAAUUUUGCAGAGAUGUGUUAGUUACUCAAUUUGAAUACAUGUUACAUGAUUGAAAGCGUUUGUAUUCCCAGCAGUUAGAAUAACUAUGGAAUAAGGUUUAAAAUUUAUUUAGAUACCUGUGGAAUUGAAACAAAGAAGACAAUCAGACCCGGUUUAUUGGACAUAAAGAAAGUAGCGAAGGAUUAACUAUCGAGAUAGAUAAAUCAGAAACACAAACUAAUCAGACUGAUGCAAAUGGAUUUCAUCAAGAAACCCUGACGACUUUAUGCCCAAAUCAAACUCAAAUUUGAACACUCCGACUUAUCAAAAUGGAAAAAAUUAAGGCCGUCAAACGAAUCAAAUGUUUCCUUAGUUGAAUUUUAUGUAAAAUUCCAUUUUUAUUACUAAUCUUUUGGUUGAAAUAUACCUUACCCUUGUAAUUAUUGCGUUCUGAUCUGAGUCAAUUUAAAUGAACUUUAGUGGGCAGAUGGUAUCAAAAGAGAAAACAUGUAAUAAGUUUGAUUUUUUUGGUAAAACGAUUACAUUAUUAAGACACUGUGGCGUUGAAUACUGACUUGUUAGCAUGUUUUAAAAGGAUCAAAACCUCCGCUUUAUACAUACGAUUGAGUAUUUACUUACGUAAAGUUGGCUUUAUGAACAAUAUGAAGACAAAAUGCUUCAUAAGGGUUCCAUCGGGAGUUUUCAUCAAAUAUUACCCUGGUAAUCACUGUUUUAGAUUCUCCGAAUAAUGUAUUCAUACGUCGGAUACUUAGCUAGUUAUUGCCCUCAACUUUGUCUUGGAGCUCAUCAGUAUCAAAAUUUAAUUCACUGUUCGUUUAGCGGUAGAAAUAUAAUGCACUGGUGAAGUAAGUUCUCAUUAUAUGUUAAAAAGAUAUAUUUAUCAACUAGAUUGUUGAGGGGAUUACUCGAAAUGUUCGAAAUGCGCUAGUUGCUAUGUUUUUAAACCUGGACUAAAAAUAUAUGCAGUUAGUUAGUGAUAUGUUGUUUAAACAAGUUUAGACUUUAGAUGUCUUAAUUUCACUUUUAUAAAGAAAUUCUUGAAAUAAAACCGAUCUACACACUCUGUAUCCUCUAAGUUUAGAACUUCUAACUGCAUUCUUGUCGUCUGCUGAUAGUUUUCAAAUUUACUUUUUCAAUGCAAUAACCUAGAUUUCAGAACAUGUAAAAGUCUAAAUUUUGAAACUACAUAAAUUUUCCUAAGAAUAAAUGACAUAUAAAUUCAUCUGUUUAUGUAAAAUUGAAAUACCAUUUGAGAAAAUAAUAUCACAAGCAAACAUUUGUAUAGAAUAUUUAUUAAUCAAAACGUCGAAGUUCCGUUUGUAAGAGAAACAUUCGGAUAGUAGCAAAGUUUCAAAAAACAUGUUGUUGAUCAUAUGGUCAUUUGCCUGAAUCCUGCCAUAACCUGAAUUCUAUCUCAUUUAAAUCAUUUUUGCAUUGUUUUAUGAUAGGAUAAUCGUCUUGGCAAAAUAGCAACAUAAAUGAGGCAUAUAGACUUAUAGUUUUCAGAAUGGAUACCUCUAACAGCACUCUAACAGAAUGGAUUCUUAGCUAGUCAAUUGACCUAGCGUUAAUCUAAGUAUACAGGCAUUCAUUUGAAUUUACAUUAUUUAGAUGCCUGCAGUUUUAUUUUCAAGAUUUUAUGACAUUGUUUUCAUGACAACGAGAUCAACAACGCAGGUUCUUGUGAGUGUACUUUUCUUGGCCGUUUACUUACCUUUCCCGAUAUCUAGUUGCUUUUGCAUGGCAUAAAAGAAAUUGAAGAAAUAUACAACUCGUCAACAAUGAUUUUAUAAUGGAUUUUACACAUUUGAGUAGUUUGAGUCAUAUGAUGCUUAAUCACAGUAUAAGUUGCAAGGAAUAUAUAGUACUGUUUUUUCUGUAUUUGAAGGGAGUUAAAACAGGAGAAUAAUAAACUUUUACAACUGACAAACGAGAUGAGAUCAAUAUAUACACAAAAUCUCAAAACAAUUCAAAAUCGUUUGAAUUGCUUGACAGACUUAAUCUCGACAGUUUGUAGUUCUUAUCUAAAAGUAAAUCAAGCCUAUCAUAAUGAUGAUGUCAAGUGGAGAAAUGAAAGACAAAACUUAUCCUUGCAUCUAGAGAAUGAAAAGCAUUUAACUGAAGAAAUACGUAUUAAACUAAAUAUCAUGGAAGCAGAGAAGAAAAAAAUAGAAAAGACCAUAAACAAAUUAAAAGAACAAAGAGAAAAUGAAAUGAAAGAAUUUAACGCUAAUAAACAAAUAAAGCGUUUAAAAGAAGAACUUGACAUUUCUAAACUUCAAACGGAACAAAUGAGACAAUGAGCAGUGGUAUGUUUAUAUUUAUGAGUUUGUUAUUAUUUUAGAUGUUUCUCGUGUUGUAAAUGUAACUUAAUGUACCGUUGUAAUGAUUGUCGUUAUUCUUUUAAUGUCGUUUAAAAUUUGUGAAACUAAAAGAUAUUGUUUGUUGAUCGUGGUCUAUUUGACAAGGUAGGAUUCAUUAGUAUUUCAUUCUUUAUUUUCCUUGAAAAAGCUUGGACCAGAUUGCCAGACGAAACGUUGAAUUUACUUCAAAUUCUUUCGUUGAAAUUUUACAAAUUUCAUUCUUUAGGUUUAAAACUAAAUUUAUAAUAUACCUUCUAUGAAAAUAACGUAAUGACUUUUAUAAGCAUCGUAAGUUACUGAUGAAAAACGUAUUAAAUAACAUUCAUUCGUCUGUCGAACUUUAUUACUGAAUAACAAAUGUACUUACUAACUUACUUACGCCUGUUACUCUUAAUGGAGCAUAGGCCGCCGACCAGCACUCUCCAACCCACUCUGUCCUGGGCCUUCUUUUCUAAUUCCAUCCAAUUCUUGUUCAUUUUUCUCAUGUCUAUUUCUAUUUCGCGGCGUAAUGUGUUCUUUGGUCUCCCUCCUUUCCUUUGGCCUUCAGGACUCCACGUGAGGGCUUGUCUUGUGACGCAGUUGGGUGUUUUCCUCAAUAUGUGUCCUAUCCACUUCCAGCGCUUCUUCCUAAUUUCUUCCUCCGCUGGGAUCUGGUUUGUUCUUUCCCACAGUUGGUUGUUGCUAAUAGUGUCCAGCCAAUGGAUCUGAAGUAUCUUGCGUAGACAACUGUUAAUAAACACCUGUAUCUUCUGGAUGAUGGCUUUCGUAGUCCUCCAGGUUUCUGUCCCAUACAGUAGAACUGUCUUGACAUUUGUAUUGAAAAUCCUGACCUUGGUAUUGGUUGACAGUUGUUUUGAAUUCCAGAUGUUCUUCAAUUGUAAAUAUGCUGCUCUUGCUUUACCGAUCCGCGCUUUCACAUCUGCAUCAGACCCACCAUGUUCACCAAUGAUGCUGCCCAAAUAUGUAAAGGUUUUUACAUCUUCCAAAUCUUCUCCGUCAAUUGUGAUUGGAUUAGUGCAUACUGUGUUGUAUCGGAGAAUCUUGCUUUUCCCUUUGUGUAUAUUAUGACCUAUUGCUGCUGAGGCUGCUGCUACACUGGUCGUUUUCUCCUGCAUUCGUUGUUGCGAUUGCGAUAGGAGGGCCAGAUCAUCUGCGAAGUCUAGGUCGUCCAGCUGCAUCCUAGAUGUCCACUGUAUCCCGCGUUUCCCUUCAGAUGUAGACGUCUUCAUGGUUUAGUCGAUCACCAGGAGAGAGAGGGAGGGUGAGAGUAAGCAACCUUACCUGACACCGGUCUUUACCUCGAACGAGUUUGUCAAUUGUCUUCCAUGCACAAUUUCGCAGUUUAAUCUAUCAUAGGAAUUCCGUAUGAUAUUGACUAUCUACUGAGACACACCGUAGUAUCGAAGAAUAACAAAUGUGUUCCGUAUUAUAUCAACUGUUCAAGCUACUUUUAUUUCUUAAUAGUAGUCACUGAAUAUAACUUUAAUUUAUGAAACAGAUAAAAAUGUUGAAAAUCAUUUUUCAUAUUGAGUGUGAAGUUUUCUAUCAACAAAUAUACAUCAAUGGUAUUCCGAUAAAGAGGAUAUAUAGGGGUUGAUACCUACUCACUAUCAUUAGUGUAAAAGUAAAUUUAAGUCAUAAUCACAAUAGUUGAGAGAUUUAGGAUUAGCAGUUGUAGAUCUGUUAUGAAGAAUACGAGUAUGAAAUUUGAUUAUAUAAUUAAGUAAUCAUAAAAUAAUUUUAUAAGAAGUUAAUAUCUGUAACAUUCAAUAAACUUUUGGAAUUCAAAUUUCAUUUUACUUCAAUCUCUUAUAAACUUCGUGGAUACAAGUGAGUAUUGAAAUGAAAAAUUAUAGCAUAAAAAUAAGAAUUUUAAUUUAAAGAACAGAUGGAUUUUGACUAGCUAAGCGAUUUAAAACUCGUGUUUACUUCUAUUUAGGUUUCUUCAGCUCGAUAGUCCUGAAUCCCGGUGUUGAUUUUCACUUUUGAACUCAAACCCAAUAUCUUUGAUAUUAAACGCCAACGUGAUAUAUACUGAACUAGUGAGUUCAGAUGACCGGUUAACAAUUCGCACAAGAUGCAUACAUGCAAACAAAGACUGAUCUAAAUUCAAUCCUGAAUAUCAGUAUUACAUUCUUGAUCUGUCUAGCCACUUUUAUGCAGAGGAUAACUUGUCUAAUCUAGAUUAAGAUCCUGACACGAUAGACUGACUGGCUUAACCUUUAGACUAGUAUGCCUGAGUUCUAAGUGAGAUCAACUGCUUGGAGUAGAGGGACGAAAACUAUUUUAUCACCUGAUUAGCUGACAAGUACGCGAGUACGAGAAAAAUAGUCAACUACAAUACUACAUGAUUUAUUCUCAGUUCCGACCUGGUUUCCGAUUUCAGAUUAGUGUAAAAAGAUAUAUGAAUAAAUAGAUGACUAACCAGACCACAACUCAGAACAGUUAAGAAAAAUACAAUAGUUUUGGAACAAAAACGGACUAUGUCAUUAAAUCAUACAUCAAACGAAAGCUUAUGAUCUGUAGAAUACACUACGAACAAAAAUAAAUAUUACUGUUUUACAAGCUUUGAAUUAAAUAAAAUAACGUCCUGAAAAAAAUAGCUUCUUGUUUCUCUGUUCACAUCAAUUAAUCAAGGUGUAAUCAAUACCUUUUCAUCACUGAUGUCUUAAAUGCUUAUUCGUAUAAAGUCUUUAGGUGGUAUAUAUUGACAAAAUUUGUUCAAUACUUAGUUACUUUUAUUAGUUUUAAUGGAAAUGUAUUUCUUUUUUCUUUACUAAAAAAACAUCUUCAAAUGAUUGAAAUAGACCUCAUGAAAUUGUUUAUUUAUUUGAAGGAUUUUGAAGCCUAUAAAAUUUAUACAAAAGAAUUAUUGGAUAAUGAAAGAACAUUAAACAAGGAACUUCGAAGGUCGUACCAUUGAGAGUGGCAGGAAUGAUAAUAUUAUCUUUGAAAAAGAUUAUUUCUUCAAACAGAUUGCAGUAACCUAUUCAUAUCAUCUCUAAUAAAUCAAUAAAUCAAAUUGAUUCCGUUUUUUGUUUAUUUUGUAGCAGACAAAAUGUAAACAAUUCCGUGAAACAUCACAAACAAAUUUAGAAAUGGUAUCAUUUAAAAGGUAUAAAAAUAUGGAUUCUCAUCGAAUUUCGGUCCAUUUUAGUGUUGAAUAGAAGGAUAAUAUGUUUACAAGACUUUUUACUAUAUGGCACUUUUCUUAGUGAUUUAAAACAUGUGUCUUGAUUAAGAG